AUGGCCAAUAUUUCCACACACUCCAUCAAUGGCUCAAGCUUCCCUGCCAUUAAGGACACCUACAGCGAGCAUCUACAGACUUCCUUUUCUAUCUUUUUAGCCUUCCACUCUCUGCGCUGCUUCUACGCUGGGAUCACACCGGACGUCAGUUUGCCAGAGUUCAGUGUUGUUGGUCUGGUGGAUGGAGAGCAGAUUGUUUAUGAUGACAGUAACGUUAAGGAGAUGAUCCCAAAGAACGAGUGGAUAAUGGAGGUUGAUGCUGAUAAUCCAGAUUACUGGAACAUGAAGAUGCAGAAGAUUCAGGGUAGCCUGGAUGACAUGAUGGCCAAUUUGGUGACAGUAAUGGAGCGGUUCAGUCCUACUGGAGGUCUUCAUACAGUGCAGGUGAUCUUUGGCUGUAUGAUAAUGGAACUAAUAGAGGACACAACCACUACAGUUAUGAUGGAGAAGACUUAAUCAGUCUAGACGUCUCUAGACUCCCACCUGGACUGCAGUGAAUCCUAAAGCUCUUAUUACCAAACAGAAGUGGGAGAGGAUGGGUUCAGCCGUUUGGUGAAAGUCCUAUCUGGAGAACAUCUGAGUUGCGUGGUUAAAGAAGUAUGUGGAAUAUGGCAGAUCCAGUCUGG
Messenger RNA from Pygocentrus nattereri (red-bellied piranha), 626 nucleotides. RefSeq names its product class I histocompatibility antigen, F10 alpha chain-like. Lineage: Eukaryota; Metazoa; Chordata; Actinopteri; Characiformes; Serrasalmidae. The record is from RefSeq and is a predicted model, not a curated record. The coding region runs from base 1 to 456 and encodes 151 amino acids. Gene Ontology annotation, cellular component: external side of plasma membrane. Gene Ontology annotation, biological process: immune response. The transcript is spliced from 3 exons.